Messenger RNA from Aureobasidium musti, 594 nucleotides. Lineage: Eukaryota; Fungi; Ascomycota; Dothideomycetes; Dothideales; Saccotheciaceae. The record is from the annotation of a GenBank genome assembly.
AUGGCUCCCACAACUGGCAAAAAACGUACGACAAUGCGCGCCAAAGUUGCCGCAGCCUCGCGACCUGCAACCACAGCUCCCGACGUGAAAACUUCAUCCGCAAACACAAAAGCCGGCAAACGAGCAUUAAAACACGAUACCCUGAUCUCACGCAUCGAAAAGUCACANAAGAAGCCUUUGAAACGCCGUCGCCCCGGAAAGAAGCUGAAUACUGCGCUGGACUCACUCGCCGACGCCUUGCCCGAGCUGGAAGAGAACAGCGAUGACGAGUGGGAAGGGAUCGACGAAGAUGGCAAGGCAGACGGCAUGGAUGGUGCACUCGGCGAACUCAGCAAGAUGGUCAGAGUGAGGAAGGCAAAGCCCGCAGAUGGAAAAAUGAAGUUGAAGACGCUCAAAUCACGACCUGGUGCUCUGAANAGAAAGCAAAAGAUGGAGGAGAGUGAGAAGGAGAGAUUUGGAAAGAACUUGGCAAGCAUGAGUGUGCCUAGUCAAGCCGCCCCUGACGCCAGCGGUUCGUCCAACAGGUGGGCUGCUCUUCGUGGCUUCAUCGGUCAGACUCUGGAGCAAAACCCUGGCUUUGCGAAGAAGGCCUGA